AUGAAUUGCGAAAUAUUCCCGGAAGAGAUUUGUGAGAAAUUCAGUUUUUAUGAAAGUUUACUAAUUGAUCGUUUAAAAAAUUCUGAUUUCUCUUUGCGAGUUAAAGACGUAUCAUGUUUCCAAGGAGAUGAAAAUGAUGAGAAUGAAAAUCCAAUAAGACGAAUAAUGACGCCUCUACGUCGGUGGGUGUUGCUGGCGUUGCUGUUGGCCGCGGUGGCCGCGCAUCCGCUCGAGCACGCAUGCGUUCACCUCUGCCGUGCACGGGACACCAGCCUCGAGAAGAUCACAGGAGUCUGCCAGCACCAGCAGAAACUCGUCCUUCAGUCCAGCGGCGGCCGGUUCCCGAUUCACCGUCUCUUCAGUCUCUGCUUGACCCCGUGUCAUGGCUCGUCGGAUCUCCUCGUCUUCGACGACAGCCAUGCCUGUCGCACGUUCAGGAAGACGCUUAUCCGGUAUCACGGUUGUUCCUGCAACGACGUAGACCAUGAGGGGACGAGGAACGGUGAAGAAGAUCCUUGGAGAGGCAAGGAAUUCGAGGAGGAUGGCGAGUCGAAGAUGUUGAAGAAGGCGGACGAAGAACAGGCUGUGGUUCCGGCUGACGUGGUUCGGGGUCAAGGUUUGAAGAUCAAAGAUCUUCCUGCCACGAAGCUCGAAAUGGGGGAGGACACGUUGGACAAGGCAGACGUUGAAGAUGCGGAUACCGAUGACGCAGGCAAGGAGGAGUCCGAGGACGUUGCUGCCACCGGCAACGAAGCAAAUUCCACGGAUGAAACGUCCGUAGACUGGGACCGAUGGUGUAUGACUCAAUGUGACCACGGCAACGGUGGCAGCGCCUGUCAUUGUGACUUAAUACCAUAAUGAAGAGAUGGACGGGUUUACGGAGGGAUGAAGCGAAACGAACUCACGAAUUUACAUAUCUCGUAGGUUAGUCGGGGCAAUGGUACCGAUAGAUAGUAAGGUUAGUCUCUUAGUUGGUUGAUAACACGUAAAACCGCGUUUUGUUUCGUAUUUUCCUAAUCUCUACUCGUGCCCUCCGUUAAUCCUUAGGGCAGCUGCGAUUCGUGUAUACAAUACCAAUUCUCGCGGAUCAACAGAGACAAAGAGAGAAGUGUCUUUCGUGUCUUUUAUCUGAGGAUGCUUUCGAUCCACCUGCACGUUGUUGUUGACCGAUCGAUCAGCAUCGAGAAGUAUCGGUCAACGUGUCAGUGGAAUAUCUUUCGAAACGAUCGCGACCCGCGAUUAUUGGUCGUUAGGCGGCUUAAUUGCUUUCUUAGGCUUAAGAGACUUCUCUAGACGCUAGGUCCGGUUCACGCGCUUAACAGGGAGAGGGGAGAGGGAGGAUGAUGAGGAGGAAACAGCUUAACGUCCAAGGAAACAGCUUUUUGUCAGGCCGCAAUAGGGCUACAUACUUUCUUCGAGACAGAGGAAGAUUUCGUUGCCGCGAGCUAUCGACCGUACUUUACGAUAAGAACGACACUUUCUUCGCACGGUUAGGAAAGACAAGAUAGAGAACAUUGUGAGCAUUUUCAGGCUUCCGACUCUAGAGGCGUGUGGACGGGACAAUAAAGUGCGAUGUGUGUAUUAUGCAAUAAACGAUAUUUAUACGUGGCCGCGGUGCAACGAACGCGUGCAUCCGCGCGUCAAUACACAAUCUAUAAGAUUCCUUCUAGUUGUAACGAAUAAUCUUUUACACGAUUUUAACGAUAAUCACUGUACUUAAUCCGCUAGGGUUUAUAUUAGGGUCAGGAUAUUUGUUAAGGGAAACGAAGAACAAGAAUCCACGUCUUCCAAUUUUGUAGUCUCCUGGACACCUCGCGUGUGAUCGAGCCUAAAGCAUGAUCGGAUAUAACAGGAGAAUAGAACGACGCAAGCAAGCGAGUAUUUGUAGUUUGUUGUUUAAGCGAUUACUUUUUAAACGCGACCACGUUCCACUUCGAGGGAAAUCGAUAUCGGUUAUUAAACCACGACUCUUCGAAUUCCUGCGGGUAAAACGUGCGUUCGUUUAUUUUACAUAGUGUGCCGUUUAAAAGAAGAAGAAGAAAAAAAAAAA
Messenger RNA from Heterotrigona itama, 2050 nucleotides. NCBI's taxonomy places the organism in Eukaryota, Metazoa, Arthropoda, Insecta, Hymenoptera, Apidae. The record is from the annotation of a GenBank genome assembly.